This is a messenger RNA of Mytilus trossulus (common blue mussel), 1695 nucleotides long. RefSeq names its product hyccin-like. Lineage: Eukaryota; Metazoa; Mollusca; Bivalvia; Mytilida; Mytilidae. The transcript has 12 exons. Bases 175 to 1695 code for a protein of 506 amino acids. Gene Ontology annotation, biological process: phosphatidylinositol phosphate biosynthetic process; protein localization to plasma membrane. The record is from RefSeq and is a predicted model, not a curated record. Gene Ontology annotation, cellular component: plasma membrane.
ACCGGAUGUAUAUAUUUUAAUUUCCGGAAGCGUCAUGACAGCACCGCCUGGUUUUUCGUCUGCUUUUUUACCCCACAUUAAUUUUAGGUGAAAAGAACACACACAGUAUAUAUAUACAAUCAUCACAGAAAUAAUAGAGAGCCUGAGCAAAUGAAGAUAAGAAGAAAUUAAAAUAUGGCAGAUCUUCCCCAAGCAAUUAGAGAAUGGCUUACAGAAUACAAGACACUGUCCCCAGAAGAAGUAAACACAUACAGUAGUACAGUUAGACAGAAUGAUGAACUGGUUUCCUGUUUAUAUCAUCUUUUUAAAUCAGAAACAGAUUCACAGGUUCUAGAUCCGAUCUGUCAUCAGUUGUUUGAGUUUUACAGAUCUAAUCAACCAGGACUCAGAUUGUUUGCACUGGAGUUUAUACCAACAUUACAAUGGGUGUACCUGUCUUCUCUCAGUGUUAAUGGUAAAAAGAGUUGUGGAGGUGUUGAAGCUCUGCUGUUAGCUGCAUAUAACUUGGAUAUUGUUAGUAGUGAUGGGAAACCGAAGAUAAAAACAUUCCGUAUUCCUUCCUUUGGUCAGCCAUCUGUUUAUCAUGAGCCUUCAGCUCUCAGCAGUUUAUCCCUGUCAGAAAGUGCUUUAUCAAGAUAUGACCACACAGAACCAGAGAUUUGGAGAAGUGGACCUUAUCCUCAGUAUGAAGCUAUCAAUGGUCAAAAUAGACAAUCUAUCCUGUCCUAUCUGUUACAAUGCUAUAAUUCCUGUAUCAGUGACCUGUCAGAACUCUCUCAUCAGAUGUAUUGUAAAGCUUGCUCCAGACUAGCUACAACAGGCUUUGAUGAUUUAUCAGACAUAUCAUGUUCAGUUAAACCAUCAGCCAGCUUCCAUCUCCAAGACUCACCUCCGCCACAAAGUAAACGGAAAAGUCAUGUGGGAGAAUUGUUACCUAGGAUAGCCAUCUCCCCGACACUUAUGACGGAGAUGGUCUCAGGGCUUUAUUAUAUUAUGUUUAACAGUGAUAAAUACUUAGCAACACGAGCCAUUUUAGACAUCCACAACAGGGCAAGUUAUGAACUCUUCCCUGAUGUACUUUUGGUAACGACUGCCAUAAAGAAUUCACUUCCUGCUGGUCACGAAGAAGAUGGUCCAAUGGGACUUAUGACUGUCACUCCCUCUAGCUCAGGUCACACCAUCGCCAAAUCUGCUAUUACUAAUGCAUCAUUUAGAACCAAGAAACUGCCUGAUGACAUUGAUAUCAUAGAGGGAGAUGAAAACUUAUCAAAACUAGAAACAAUUGAUGAAGAUAGUGAUACGCCGACAAAAUCACUCGGCAAAUUACCGAAACUCGCUGAUAAAUUUAAAAUGGGCAUUAAAAAAAUGGACAAAUCUAAAGUGAAAGAGCACAAACGAGAUAGUGAUGUGUCACGGACGUUAUCUAACGGUGACACCAUAGAUUCUGUACAGGUUAAUGUAAUAAAGAAUAAUUCCAGGUCAAGUGUAGAUAACGUAGAGAUGACAAGUCUAACGAACAAAAAGAAUUCUAUUCUGGAGGAAAUAAAUGAAGAGAAAGUCGGGUCGUCACCUCUGGGAAAUCUACGACAAAAACAUUCUAGUAGCUCACUUAAAGAAAUGAAAAAUAAACCAGGACACACUCGCCAUUCUUCAGGGUCCUCUGUUAAUACAGAAAACUGUAGUACGGAUCUCUGA